UUCUCUGGAAUUGGAGUCUCCCCUAACCAUGGCCGUUCUGUUUGUGACUCUGGUGGCGCUGCUCGCGUCAUCUCAGGCGAAAUAUUUUCACCAACCACUCACGAAAGAAGCGAUUGACUACAUCAACACGUACGCAACUUGGAGAGCAGAUCCACUUUACGCUGGCUACGAUGCUGAGCACUUCAAGCGUUUGUGCGGCGUCCCGUUAGAUGACCAGAUCCAACCAAAGCCAAGAAAGCUGGGGAUUUUGGCAGCGAAUACAGAAUAUGAAGUAGUGGAGAAUGAGAUACCAUCCUCGUUUGACUCCAGGGAACAGUGGUCCAACUGUGCAUCAACAAAGGAAAUCCGUGACCAAGGUUCUUGUGGAAGUUGCUGGGCAUUUGGAGCUGUUGAGGCUAUGACAGACAGAAUCUGUAUAAUGUCUAAUGGAAAACUGACACCUCAUAUUUCUGCUGAAGACUUACUUUCCUGCUGUGGAUCUUGUGGAAUGGGAUGCAAUGGAGGAUUUCCCGAAUCUGCAUGGAGAUACUGGGUAGAAAGCGGUUUAGUUACAGGAGGACAGUACAACUCCCACAAAGGAUGUCAGCCAUACUUGGUGAAAGCCUGUGACCACCAUGUUGUGGGAAAACUGCAACCUUGUAGCAAAACAAUUGUUCCUACACCUAGAUGCGAAAAGAAAUGCGAACCAGGUUAUAAUGUUAGUUAUGAAGAUGAUAAGAGGUAUGGAAAGAGCAGUUAUUAUGUGGGCAGUUCAGUGGAACAGAUUCAAAAAGAAAUCAUGACAAAUGGCCCUGUAGAGGGAGCUUUCACAGUUUAUUCUGACUUUCCUUCUUACAAGAGUGGUGUUUAUCAACACACAACAGGUGUACAUCUUGGUGGCCAUGCCAUUAAGAUCCUAGGCUGGGGUACAGAGAAUGACACACCUUAUUGGCUUGUGGCCAAUUCCUGGAACACAGACUGGGGAGACAAAGGAUAUUUUAAGAUUCUUCGAGGCAAGGAUGAAUGCGGUAUCGAGUCUGCUGUUGUGGCUGGCAUGCCAAAAGUGGCAGAAGAAGCCCAGAAAGAUGAUGUGCUUCUUUAAACUACAACCUCAGUUGUCUAAAUGAUGAUAAAAUAAUUGAUUUUGUAGUUAGUAUUGUCUUAAAUAAAAAGUUAUCAUUUUACAGCAA
Molecule: messenger RNA, 1169 nt
Organism: Stylophora pistillata
Lineage: Eukaryota; Metazoa; Cnidaria; Anthozoa; Scleractinia; Pocilloporidae
Product: cathepsin B
Biological process (GO): proteolysis
Molecular function (GO): cysteine-type peptidase activity
Source: RefSeq, a predicted model, not a curated record